Eimeria mitis is the source of this 663-nucleotide messenger RNA. RefSeq lists its product as uncharacterized. Lineage: Eukaryota; Apicomplexa; Conoidasida; Eucoccidiorida; Eimeriidae. The coding region runs from base 1 to 663 and encodes 220 amino acids. The record is from RefSeq and is a predicted model, not a curated record. The transcript is spliced from 2 exons.
AUGCUCCAGCACCAGCAGCAGCAGCAACAACCCCAGCAGCCGCAGCCGCAGCAGCAGCAGCAGCAGCAGCAGCAGCAGAUGAGACAGCAGCAGCUGCUGGAGAGAGCAGCAGCAGCAGCAGCAGCAGCAGCAGCAGCAGCAGCAACGGAGACAAAGCCUGCUGCUGCAGAGGAGCGGCAGCUGCUGCUCACCGAUCUGCUGCCGCUGCUGCAGCGCCUGUUGCUGCUGCUUAUUUCAAAGGGGCGCAGCUCAACAGCAGCAGCAGCAGCAACACCACCAACAGCAGCAGCAGCAGCAACAGCAGCAACAGCAGCAGCAGCAGCAGCAGCAGCAGAAGAGAAAACAUCCUCUGGGGAUAUCUUCAGCUCCCUAGGCAACGCGCUGGUGCUGCUGACGAGCGUUCUCCGCGCGUCCCCCAAGCAGCAGCAGCAGCAGCAGCAGCAGCAGCAGGAGCAGCAGCAGCAGCAGCUGGUGCCUUUGCUGCAGGCAGCAGCAGAAGCUCUAGACUUCGAGCAGCAGCAGCAGGUGCAGCGCAACGCAGCAAUUUGCAUCGCCACAGCAGUGCAGCAUUCUGAGGUGUAUAGGCACCUCCUAUGGAGACAGCCCCUCAUCACCAAAGUCAUCGCUUCGGCUAGGCACGGGAUACAGGCCAGAACCAGCUAG